GUUCCGGACUGAACUGUCUUUUCCGUUUGUGAAAAAAAAUACGUUGAUGCAUUUAUUUUUUUUAUGUGUAUUUGUGAUGUAUGGUGAGUCCUCAAGAGAAGUUUACAUGUUUCGCAGUCAGUGAAGAACCGCUAUGCUAUAGUUGCGUGUCGCACAUCGUACCGUCGAGGAAAGGCUGACUCCCAACCAGUUCUGGCGUAGCCGUGGGCGUGAACAGCGCAACGUCACUUCCUCGUGUGUCUUGUGUGUUCUUUGUGGGUGUGGGUUUCGCGCCCUUUGUCGUGUCGUGUAGCCAUUCUGUGUCGUCUGCGUGGGCGUAUGUCCGUGCGGCGACGAGUGCCUUGUUUGGCAGCGGUGGAAAUAGCGUCCCGCAGCGCAUGACGUCAGCCGUGGUCGUGGCGAAGGUCUUUCCGUCGGUGGUGGUGGCGACGGGAUAAUCGCCAUCGCCUGUUUACGAAGCAAGCCUUCUUUUUUUAAACAGUAUGAUGGAUGUUUGUGGCGGAUGACGAUAAGGCCGCCGAGAGAGGAAGGGCCGCGCUGCCUCGAGGGAAACGAUGAAGAGUGUGGGUGGCAUGGGCGGCGGGGGCGCAGGAGGGGACCUCGGGAACCCCGCCAGGAUCCUCCUGCAGAACCAAGAGAACGGGAGGAAGGAAGGCCGAGAGGAGAGGAAGGAGGCUCUGGAGACCGAAGGUGGCGUCGAAGGCAACGUCCCUUCCUUCUCCGGGGGUGUGGGACGGGCGGCCGCAAAGCAUCUGCCCUCAAGGAAAGCCCCCAGAACGGUUCUCCAGGCCAUGGCGGUUCCUCAGAGCGCUGCAAGGGUGGCUUCAUCCGAGGGCAGGAGUCUCUUAGAGGGACGGGCCCCCGGAAGGUUCAGCAUUGCUGAAUCCACACGGGUCGUGGCGCCGUCGCACAAACAGGCGUCCUCUGCUUCGCCCCCCAGGGUUCCCCUGCGGCCACCCGCCCCUGUUUCCUCCGGGCCUCCGGAGUUCACUUGCCGUCAAGAGCAGCAGAGUAGCUUCUCGGCGCUGCAUUCCCAGGACAGCAAGUAUCGCCCUCUCGGACCCCUUCCUGGCCCUCCGGCCGGUAGCCUCGAGUUACAAAACCUUCUCCGCCAACAACAGAGAGACCGAGAGACCACACUGCACGCGCUCCCGCACCGCUCACCGCUCGAGGACGAAAAGCACCCAAGUCUUCAGGGGCAGAGGGACCGGAGCCUUCAUGGUCGCCACGAAGAGGCUCAGCACCAAGUUCACCAGCAACAGCAAGUCACCACGGCGUUUACGGCCGAUUAUAAACAGCAAAAAAGUCAGCAGCUGCAACAUCAACGCGAACCAAACCUGCAACAAGGGAGGCCGCGGGUCGGGGCAGCUGUUGAGCCUUCUCUGCCCGGGGCGCACGUGUCCCCACCUGCCUACGUAUCCAAGAUGAUAAGCACUUCCGCUUAUCCUUGGAUGUUGUUGCGGCGGUCCGGGACGUCUCCCAGCUUGCUCGGCCGCCCUGCCGUCGCCGCUGCGCCCACCUCCGCCGCCAUUUUAGCGUCAUCGUCAUCAUCCCUUGCGCAAAACUUACCCCGGACAACGCAGGCAUCUUUGGCAGGUCCGCCGUCUUCCUCCAUGACUACUGCGCAAGGAACGUCAGCUUCCGUUGAGGGAAGGCAGUCGUUUCCUGGCGCCCAGGAAGCACAAACAAGAAAGUUACCUUCGUCUUCAGCGCAAGAUUCCAGUCGCGAUGUGGGCUCGCCCGGCAUUCAGAUCGACGUGAAACAAAGCACAUUUCGCGUACGCCCUGAGUUGACGCUGCCUUUAUCUGCCCAAAACACAUGUGUCCCCGCCUGGCCGGUGCGGCCACCUGCUGUGUCAGCGAAAACAACAGACUCGCUCUCCGGGAUUCUAACAAAGCCAUGCGAUACGACGAGCUCCUCGUUGCUACAACAACCGACCGGCGGCUGCCUUGUGCCCGGUGCCCGCGGACCGUCGCUGAUAACGAGACCAUGGGCAAACAAAUCACGGCCUUGUGUCGACGCUGGCCUACCGCCGGCGGGCGCGACCUUGGCGGCCAGAGCCAAGCGCAAGCCCUGUGCCAGUGACGCUUCAUCGUGGCACCCGCGCUUCAUGUCGGGGAAGCCGCCGGCGUUUGCCACACACCGCCCGCACGCCCGCUUGCCGCCGCCCAAGCCCAAGAGGAUGAGGCUCCACCGGCCGGACCCCAAUUCUCUGGGAUCACUUCAGGGACAGGCCCAGGACCAGCGAGGCGGACCUCCGGCGCCACAGCCAGUCCGAAUGAGCGUCCCGAGCAGGGAGGACCUCAUAGAAAGAGUGCGAGAAAUCCUCCUGUCGUCGGGGAUGGCGGGAGGAAGCGGCGAGAGACGGUCGCCCUCUACGGGGAGUGGGGAGGAGCUCGAGCCUGCUCCGCCGGCCGAAAGGGAACUCGCGCAUUCUGCAGAAAGAGAAGUUCGCUCUGAGAGAAGAGUUAAGGAGGAAAGUUUCAGUAAAUACUUGCGUAAAACAAAUGACUUGACAGAAGAAAGCAUACAAUGCAGCAGCCUAGAAAAUGUAAUAAACGUUGCCGACGACCAUAAGUCUGCAACAGCACGCCAUUCGCAGCUGCUGUUGACGAAUGGGUCGCAGCUAUCCUCGAAAACAAAGCUGCGUUAUCAAGAGCGAGGGAGCGACGACACGCCAGCCCCUCUGGCAGGGCUAGCAGGGAGCGGCUCCCUGCCCUCCGCACCCGGGAGAAGGCCCGCAGAGGACACGAGAUCUCCGAUGCUGCGCGCCCACGUGAGGAGCGAUUCCCUGUCGGUGGCCGCCCCGCUGCCUCCACCGGCGCUGGUCAAGAGUCCCAGGGCUCGCGCGGUGUGGCAGAGGGUGAGGUUCGAGGAGGACACCACCAGUGUGCCGGGCGUGUACCUGGACGACGUUUUCCAGCGCGUGUUGUGGGAGACGCAGCUGCGCAGGGAGAAGGGGCGGCUGCGCUGUUCCCUUAGCUGGACGGGAUCCUGGCAUGAGGGAGAGGCUGAGGCGCCUCGUGUCGAGGACCAGGGCUUGCAGGAGUUCCCCGCCCUUCGCAGCGCCGAGGAGGGAGCAAGGCGAGUGCUGAUUCCGACCCAUACCCGUGCUGCCUCCCUGCCAGUGCUCAUAGAAAACCCACUUUACGGAUGCGUCGAGACUCUUUCUCCCUCUGCUGACAUACUCCCGCAGUCACAGACUAAGACUGGGACACUGCCGUUUACCCCAAAACAGCCGCUUACGCAGACACAGUCGCAUACACAGCAGCAACCACAUACACAGCCACAGUCACAUCCUCAGCCACUUACACACACACAGCUACAACCACAGCCACAUGCACAGCCGCAGAUAAAGCAGCCUGCACCUCCACUCGACGUCCUUGGAGGCCCAUUAGACGACAGGGAGGCGGAGGCGGCCGACGCAGCGCAGCCCCUGACCCGAAAGGCCAACCCUGCGGGCCCGCUUGGCGCCAGCCCUCCGCGCCUCGACCUGGCUGGGGACGUGAAGCACCACCCGCUGCGGAGGUCGUGGUCUGGCCCGGGCCUCCUGGAGUCCUGUGUUGGCAUGGGUGGCGCAGUGCUCGGUGCCAGACAGGACGACCCGGCCAAGUCGUCCACGAAUUCGCCUCGCGCUGUGGAACCCGAGCCCCAGUCGCGAAAGUCGUCGUUCUUGCACGACCGACACCGAUUUCUGUCGUCUCUCCUGUGUGACAGCUGCCACGAGUACGCGUCGUGCCCCGCUUACGUAAGUCAUGAGCGACCGCCAUCACCCCCUCGUGACCGCCGCGAGGAGGCCGACCCGCACGAGGCUCAAUUGCGAACCUCGACGUCCACGCAUCGAGCUCAUCUUGAAGCCUCGUCGUCGGCUCCGCAGGUGGCCUGCCAUGAGACCAAGCCGCAUGAGGAUGGUCACCGCAUGGCCUCGCAUGCCGACCCAGACCGCCUCGGUUUAGAUCAGCCCUUGUUCGAAGCCGGUCCUUCCUCUGCCCCCGAAAUUACAGGCGUUGUGCAUGCAGCCCCGCACGACGUCUCGCCCCUCGCCACAAGCACUCCCAAGUUCCCGCACCGUGGAGCUGCCAGGGGCGAGGAUGAGAGCUUGGGCUGCGGGCUGAGCAUUCUUCCGUCGACUGGAUCCUCCGCAGGACUUCGGUCCUCGACUCCCCCGCCCUCCUCCGCCAUCAUGAGCAGCGGGUGCGGCAUGCCCGCCCCCCCACCCUCCUCCGUGGGCGGCCACCCGCCAGCGCUGCCGCCCGACCGACCGCACUCCUACCUCACUCACCAUUCCGCCGUGGCGCAGGAAAAUGGAGGCGUGGGGGUCUCGCCGCGGCUGGGGUCUCCGGAGCGGCCCGAGAAGAGCAUCAAGGUGCACUUCAACACCUCCUUCAACGUCGUCAAGUUCGGCGACGGAACGGAUGUCAAGGGGAUAAUCAAUGUGGUCAUUGGCAGACAGGCCGCAGGACCACGACCAUAUGAAAGUAUGUUUGCCAUCAGACUUCGCAACACCAUCACAGGGGAACUCCAUUGGCUACAUCAAGAUCUUACUAUGUACCAAGUUGAAGAGAAAUACCCAGAUUACCAGAGUGAGGACUGGAGAUUCGAGCUCCGGGUCCGCUACGUCCUUUCAGACCUCCACCAGCUCUACGACAAAGACCGCACUACGUUCUGCUACUACUAUGAACAGGUGAAAAAUGACUAUUUCGAAGAAGACGGCCGAGGAAACGAAGGCAUUGAUCAGGAAUCGGCAAUUCAGUUAGCUUGUAUUGAAAUUAAGCGAAUGUUUAAGGACAUGAAUGGGAGCACCCUGGAGAAGAAAUCAAACCUAGAGUUUCUGGAGAAGGACGUCGGCCUGCACAAAUUCCUUCCAUCUUCAAUCCUAAACACAGUCAAGCCCAAAACGCUGCGCAAGUCACUCCAGCAACACUUCAAGAAAUACGGCCAGCUGUCAGAGUCUGAGUGCUUCUUUAAAUUCCUAGAACUGUUAGGCAAAGGCAGGAAAUAUGACCAGGAGUCUUUCCGAUGUGCUCUGGGGUCUGGUUGGUCAAUUCCAGUCACCCUGCUGGUGGGCCCUUCAGUUGGGAUUUCAUACACAACAGAUUCUGCAUCAAAGCCUCACCACAUGGCAAGCUUUGAACAAGUCCAGAGUGUAGAGACACUAACCACAGACUGUGAUACCCACCGCAAGGCCCUUGUACAACUCAAGGUGGCAGGAACAGCAGAGGCGCUGACAGUCACGUGCCCGAGCAUAGCUGCCGCCGAGAGCCUUGCAGACCUGAUUGACGGUUACUGCCGCCUUGUAAACAACACACGCACGUCCUUGUGGAAUACAAAAGUUCAUAUAUGGAAGUCUUUACCGUGCCCAUGCCAGACUCCACAAGAAGUGAGCGGCUCUGGAAGCAGCAGCUCGAGACACAGUUCUGAAACAGGAGGCGACUCCCGUAGAGGUGCUGGUGGCUCCGAGGACUAUGCCGAGAUUGUGGAUGAUGAGGGAGAUUACUCAACACCAGCAACCAAAGACUAUGAACUAGAGAGGAAUAGCAUAGACGUUGGGGAGAUCAUCGGCGAGGGUCAGUUUGGCGAUGUGCACACUGGGAUGUACAGACACCGUGAUGGCUCCAAUGUCGCUGUGGCCAUCAAAACGUGCAAGGUGGAGUCAGAGGGAACAAUGGCUGAGAAGUUCUUGGAGGAAGCCUACAUUAUGCAACAGUUUGACCAUCCAUACAUUAUCAAGCUCAUAGGUAUAUGCUCAGACUCUCCCAUUUGGAUAGUGAUGGAACUAGCUCGAUAUGGAGAGAUGCGAGCGUAUUUACAAAACAACAAGGAUAGAUUAAGUCUGGCCACCCUAGUCCUAUAUGCCUUUCAGCUUUCCACAGCUCUCUCAUACUUGGAGAGCAAGAAGUUUGUACACAGGGAUAUUGCCGCCCGAAACGUAUUGGUUUACUCCCACGAUUGUGUUAAGCUGGCAGACUUUGGCCUGUCUCGGUGGGUUGAGGAACAGAGCUACUACAAGGCCAGCAAAGGGAAGCUACCCAUCAAAUGGAUGGCUCCUGAGUCAAUAAACUUUAGGAGAUUUACCAGCUACAGUGAUGUUUGGAUGUUUGGUGUAUGCAUGUGGGAGAUUUUGAUGCUGGGAGUCAAACCGUUCCAAGGUGUCAAGAAUAACGAUGUAAUCAAGCGAAUUGAGAAUGGAGAGAGAUUAGCUCUCCCUCCCAACUGCCCUCCCCGACUCUACUCCUUGAUGUCUCACUGUUGGAUGUACGAGCCCAUAAAGAGACCGUCCUUUAAACACAUCAAAGAAGACUUGAGUGAGAUUCUCAGAGAAGAGAGAACACAGCAGCAUGAGACCAUGAGAAGAGAAAACAGACGAGUUCAAGGCAUGUCUUGGGGAUCUGAUGAGCCUCCACCCAAACCAUCGCGAGUCCCAAUGAUGUCUGGUGGCCGUGGACACACCGCCACACCCCCCCCACCUUCUGGUUCAGGCCUGGGCUCCCCACCUCUCUACGCUCCCUCGCAGCGUCAGGGGAGCCACCAGAGUGACUCGGGAGACAUGAUGAGUGGCGCAGGAAGUUUAGGGGGCUCCUCUGGCUUUGGGGGAGCUGUGACCUCAGCUGAUGUUGCUGAGCUGCAGCACAGGCUCUUGGAGCAGAGAUUACGGCAACAGCAAAAGCAGACAGAGGAAGACAACCGAUGGCUAGCUCAUGAGGAAAACAAUAUGCGUAAACGCAUGUCCUUCGCCACAAGUGCAUCGGAUAAGUCGGACUCUGACAGUGAGUCCCCAGUAACACACCACCCUCCUUCCUCACCUUCACCUGCCCAGUCAGAAGAGAUCCGUGAGAGAUCGGCAACUCCUCUCUCAAAUGGAUCAGGUUCCGCCGUGGAAGAGCCAAAGAUUGUUGUAAAGCAAGUAGAACCAACCCCAACAGCUGAUCUAGACCGUAGCAAUGACAAGGUUUAUGAAUCCACAAUUCAUGUUGUGAAGGCAAUCACUGCUCUCACUCAUGAUGUGAAGGAAGGACAAGCACAUGUCUACCUGGACCAUGUAAAGAAGGUUGGUCAUGAACUUAGGGAUUUGCUGGCAACAGUGGACACUCUCAUGACAGCCAUCCCUCCUUCAUCACACAGAGAGGUUGAGUUGGCUCAUAAGGUGCUAUCCAAAGACAUGACAGAUCUGGUACAAGCAUACAAACUAGCCCAAAAGUAUGGCAGCACUACAUUGGAUGAAGAGUACCGAAAGCGAAUGUUGUCUGCUGCUCAUGUCUUAGCCAUGGAUUCCAAGAACUUACUGGACGUCAUAGAUGGUGUUAGAAUUAGACACGGCCUAGCUACCUACCUGCCUUCAAAACAUUCCGCUGUGUGAUCUUAUCCAUGGCAGUCAACACCUGAACUCGCCUUGAAUGCAUGAUGGAUAACUGUCGAGAGCCCACAAAUGACAAAGCAGUUCAUGAGCAAAUAUGAGAUGUAUAUCUGGUAUUCACUCUUUUCUUAUUUGUGUGUUUUGGUUACUGGAACCAUCAUCAGGAAGCUUUGACCAAGUAAAAUGCUUGCUGGGAAAGCAUUCACGAAAAUCCAAAGACUAUACUUUUUUUUCUUUUUUUUUUUUCAUUCCUUUUUUUUUUUUUUUCUUUCUUUUUUUUACUUUUUUUUAUAACACUGUUACAAGUGAUAAAGGAAACCAAGGUGGGAAUCGGUGUUUUCUGAUCUCCAUUGAUGAUUACACUGAAUCUAGAGUGCAUUUUCUCUUAAGAUGUCUGUGGAGCAGAUGAAGGAUGUUAGCCCCAGCCCCUUUUAUUACUAGGGUUGGGUGUGUAUAUUAUAGUCAGUACCACUAGACCUUUGUGUGAUUGCUACCAUUAUCUGGAGGUGAUGACCCAGGUUGUUGUCCGCAGGGUAUUUCUAUUCCAUAAGACUCAUCACAAAUGGGUGUCUGAAGUAAGAUAAUGAGAAACUACUGCUGGAAGUGCUCCCCUGGUGUAUGUAUAUGACAUUCAAUUAAUUAAAUCUCAUGUAUAUUAUAACAACAAUACUAGAUAACAUGUCUUCUUAUCUGUCUUAGGCAGAAUUCAUAAAUGAUUCAUGUUCAUUUUUGCUUCCUUUUUGGGUAGCAGUUAGAUUUUUUCCAGUGGCAACUAUAUGCCAGUAACUUCAGUUGUCAAAGUCAGUCGUAAAAAGAUAAUAAAUAAUAAUAGAAAAAAAAUAUUCCUCCCCCCACAUUAUCACCACUACCCCAAGAAAAUCAAAUAAAGCAAUCAAACUUGUACUUCCAAGACAACUUUUAAGGUAUUUUCAUAUGAAACUUACAGGGGCAAAAGUUUUUAAAAAGUGGUCACCAAUCAUUUAUGAAUGUCCCAUGUUGAUGGCAUGUCUUUUGUGUCAAAGCUUGCUGCUCUUUAGUCAUGAAGAUCCUAAGACAUCACCAGAUUCUCUAGGGUCGUUGAUUUAGCUGUAGUAGAAUCGCCUUUUGUUACUCAGAGGAGAGAAAAGUGAUCAAGACUUGCUUUAAUUCCAGUGUGAAGUUCUUUGGACAUUUUUUUUGCUCCGAUGAGGGAAAUGCGCUUCUCGUGUUUUUUUGUGGCAGAGUUGCAAGCUCUUGUAUGUACUCUUUACUCACUGUCUGAUAUAUAUAUAUGAAUAUGUACUAUAUGAUUUUUGUGGUGUAAAUAUUAAUCUAGUUCACUGCGUGUAAUUAUUUAAUUUGACGGUCUCAAAUGAAUAAAGAAUAUUGACCCAG
Messenger RNA from Penaeus indicus, 8729 nucleotides. It is a transcript of the gene Fak, whose product is annotated as focal adhesion kinase 1-like. Gene Ontology annotation, biological process: signal complex assembly; protein phosphorylation. The transcript is spliced from 23 exons. Lineage: Eukaryota; Metazoa; Arthropoda; Malacostraca; Decapoda; Penaeidae. Gene Ontology annotation, cellular component: focal adhesion; cytoskeleton. Gene Ontology annotation, molecular function: ATP binding; protein tyrosine kinase activity. The coding region runs from base 555 to 7358 and encodes 2267 amino acids. The record is from RefSeq and is a predicted model, not a curated record.